Molecule: messenger RNA, 6174 nt
Organism: Microplitis mediator
Lineage: Eukaryota; Metazoa; Arthropoda; Insecta; Hymenoptera; Braconidae
Product: proteasome activator complex subunit 4-like
Exons: 10
Coding region: 425-5902 (1825 amino acids)
Biological process (GO): proteasomal ubiquitin-independent protein catabolic process
Cellular component (GO): cytosol; nucleus
Molecular function (GO): proteasome binding; peptidase activator activity
Source: RefSeq, a predicted model, not a curated record
CUCCAAUUUACCCACACACACACACACACACGCAUAUAUUUGUUUGUGCAGAUGAAAAAAUUUUAAUUCGUCCCUUCGUCGCAGAUACGUAAAUAUAUCUGUGUAUGUAUAAUGUAUAUGUAUUUGUAUUGUAAUAAAUAAACGUCCAUUAAAUAUGGCUGCUAGCGCGAAAAACGUGACUCGAUGAAAAUGAAUGGAAAUAAUCGACUCGUCUUGGCAUGUUAAAUAAUGCUUACAAUGCACCAUUGGAUGUUAGUCUUGCGUGUUCAUUCAAACUCAUUCAAUAGAUAACCUAAUAGUCAACAGAUUAUAUAGGAUAGGACACACAGAUAAUUGUCUCUGUUAAUAAUCCAAAGCUGCUAAUUAAAGAAAAUAAUAAAAUAAAAUUAUAAGUACACGAAGAGAAGAACAAUUGGAGGUGACAAUGAUUAGUGUUAUCGAUACGUUGCUUCAACGUGAAGAGGAGGACGAUAUUAUGAUGGAGUCAUCAACAGACAGCUUGAGUUUGCAAUAUCAGUUUGAAUGCAAGUAUAAUAAUUUGCUGCCUUAUACCGAGGAAUUGGACGAGGAAGCCAAGGUCCUGUUGGCAGACAUCAAAGGCCAGCUGGGUCGUGCUAUUAUGCUGAGACGUCUUCAACCUGAUUGUUAUCUGGCUAUUUUAAAAUUACGAAUGUACUUGAAGCUUUAUCACUUCCGAUUUACUAAAGAUGAUCAUAUUUUAUUUAUCAAAUUGAUGUAUGAGUUGAUAAUAAUUCCUAGUUUAGAACCGUCUCUAAUUAAUUUACUCAGCAGUACACUGACGAGUUUAAUGAGGAAGAAAGAAUUGAUUGCGCCAACCGAGCUGGAGUUGCCAUGGAGGCCGCUCUAUGACUUGAUGUUUCGUACGAUGAAGAGAAACAAAAGGUCCCAAGUGAUAUUAGGUAUGCAACGCGUACCUAUUUAUAUGGGAAAGACACUUCAUUCUUUGGUUCAUGAUGCCAAGACUUAUUUCCCCGUUACGGCCACUCAAGAAAUAUUAGACGAAUUGCGACCCAAGUUAUGUCUUGUUGACUCCCCACAAAUGGAUCAAACCUUUACAUUUUUGGAAUGUUUUCUGCCCGUUCAAAUGCUGCCGCAAGAUCAUGAUGUAGGUUACAAACUUUGGUUUGAAGAGUUCAUGAAACUCUGGGAGAUUUUUCACAAUGGCACUUCGUGGGAGCAUUCGCUGAUGAUGUUGAUGUCAAAACUCGCAUGGAAUAACAUCGGUUACAUUGAUUGGGAGCCUUAUAUACCUCUGAUGUAUACUCGCUUUAUGCGUAAUUUAAAUUUACCGGUAACAUAUAAACAAACUCUUGGUGGUAGAACUCAUGAGCUCGGUAUGCAGUCCGUUGCCGAGUGGAUUGUCGCUACUUUAGGCAAUGGAUCUAGUGGACAAGUUUACUUAGAAAAAUUAUUAAAGGCCACUGAGACUUAUUUUUAUCAAGCCAAUAGUGGACCGUGGGUUGAAAAGCUAAAAGAUUUAUUGAGCAAACUCGCCUCGCAGUUUGUUCUGCGUCUGCAUAAUGAACGUUUUGGAAAACGCACGUGGAAGCUACCAACUCCAGACACCCAUAAGUUGACAAAUGCCGAUGUUGAUGCUUUUGUUAAGUGCAUGAUGCCUGUAGCAAUGACUGCGAUGUUUGGACACUCAAGUGUCAUGAUGACAUGCAAAGUACUCCGUCUGCUGGCCACAGUGAGACCCAAUAUGGUUAUUCCCUGCGUGAUUGAACGUCUGUAUUCGACAUUAGAUUCUCUAACAGAACCGCACAAAUUGACUGCCGCAAUGAUGGCAGUCACUGCCAUUGCCCGACCGAUGGCUCAAGGAAAGAGAAACGUCAAUGAAGGAUACACUUACAAUGAGGGUCCGUCAAGAAUAAUAUCGCUUUUAUUUUCAUCCCUACCUGGUAUUGAUGCCAAUGACAUUAAAAAAUCAUACGUAACUUUUCGUUUAAUUUUUGUUUACGCGAUGGUAAUGCCAAUUACCGACUGCUCAAAAGCUGCUGCCUCAGAACUGCUCGAUGACGAUGAACGACUUGUUUGUGAAGAGACGUCACAACUUGAAGACUUUGUUCUACAGUUUUUUGACCGGGUUUUUUCACUUAUUGAAUCGAGUACUCUGGAAUACGUAUCGCAUGAGAGUCAAGAAAAUAUUGGAAUGAAGACGAGACUUGAGACAAUGGUUGAGUAUUCAUUGACGUCUGUUUGCACUGUCUUACUGCUUCGUACCAGCGACGAUAUAUUCCGAUCGGCUUUGCAUAAACUACGUGCAUUUGUAUCUGAGCGUGUUCUUGAGACACGUGUCUCUGGACCGCUGGCUGGGUCACUAUGCCAAAGUUUCGCGCGUAUAAACGGCGUUGAGACAUUGAGAUCAUUAUUGCCUACUAUUUCGCAGUCUAUACUUGAUAUUCUGGAGGAAGGUGACGUUGCCAAAGAAGAAACUGUCGAAGAUCGACUGCUGUACCCAAUGCUACUCCUGUCUAAUGUUAUCAGCACUCAGGGGAAUCAUUUAUUACCUUACAUGGAUACUUUGAUUGAUAUCCUUGAUAAAACCUUGCACUUGAAGUCUCGGGAGGGCAGCAAGAUGGCCAGUAAAAUAUUGGGAAAUUUAUUGACGUCAUUGUCAAAUAUUGCACAAACUCGCGAGUUUAGGUAUAAUGGAAAAGAUUUUAAUGAUCCUAGCUAUCCUUAUAUCUUGGAUUGGGGACAAGGCACUGACAUUAGUAGUCUUGAGAUGCACUGGUAUGUACCUGGUGAAGAAGAAAUUAGAACAAUGCAGCAUAUCUUUACGAAAUUUAUUCCUAUUGAGAUUGCUAAGAUCCAAGAGUACUGCACCAAUGAAAGUUCAAGUAUGACACGACAAGAUCUCUUGACAAGUUUGAAUAUUAUUCACUCGAUUCUCGAUGGCUGUGGCGACUAUUUACCGCCUCCAGCAGAAGAAAUAACUGAAGAAAUGGCAUCGAGUAUGUUUAUUCCGACUGUUGGAGUUAAGGGUGAAGUGAAAAUGCCUGAUGGUAGUAAUGUACGUCAGUGUAUGUCGAAAAUAAUGACAGACUUACAGGCUGCAAUGUUAAAAAAUUCAGAAGAUGAUACAAAGAGUUUAUUUUAUCUAGUUCAGAUAUGGAGCUUAUUGCUGCUUGGCAAGUGUCGCUCAAUUGAGAAACAUCGAAGACAGUGGGCCAACUGGAAGCAAAUAAAGGCUGACUUGAAAGACGAAUUAGUAAAACGUAAAAAAGUUUUACCAGAUUUUAUAAUGGAACGCACGGAAUUGCAACACGAUUUACGAACUUAUUCACGCGUUUUUUAUCUAACUGAUUAUUACAAACAUAUUAUGUUACAAUUAUUCGAAAUGGCAACGAAUAGAUAUACAAGUCUACGAAUUCAUUCACAGGAACUUAUUUUUCAAGCUCUUCCAUUCUUUCCUUACUCCCGUAAAAUUUUCAUGCCACAUAUUCUCGACCUUUUAACCAAAGAUCCAGAUGAGUAUCAUGAAGCGCACAAGGGAUUACUGUUUUUACUUUUGGGACCUCGACCAAAUGCGAUGAUAAUAACGCGCAACUGGUCAUUCCUGCGAAGCCUUUGGCCAGCGCUCGUUGUCGCAAAACCAUCUGAGAAAAUGUCAAUAAUUCGCUUAAAAAGUGCUUCGUUAGACAUAAUCAGCAACGGAUUGUCAACAGUGGCAUUAAAACUUGAAGUACCCGACGAAUGCGUUAAAGUAGCCACUGAAUUAUGGAAUUACGCGCCAAAACCUUCAGUAGUUAGACCGGAUGACACUGAAAUAAAUGACGGACUCUGUGAGCUUAAAAAACAAGAAGCUGAUAAUUUUGAAAAUUACGAUAAUCUUAUGUGUGAUAUUUUAAAUGCGAUUCAAUCAAAUUGUCAUUGGCGACAGCGCGCAAUGGGAAUGCGAUUAAUAAAAGACAUUGCUCAUUUAGAUCGUCCAUAUCCACCAGAAGUUAUUAAUUUUUAUCUCAACGCUUUGAUACACGACUCAUUAGAGGAAAGAAAAAUUGCAACUUCUAUGAUCGCGUGUAUUUUGCGUCAACAAAAACGUAAACAUGUGAAGAUUACUAUCGACAUUCCUGAAGAGAAAGAAAGACCUGAAGACACUGAAUGCACCUGGGUUGGAAAAUUAAAACCAGGCUUGAGAGCUGACAACAAAUGGCUACAGUACAAUUACGAAUCACGUCCGUUGACUGAAGACCAGUGGAACAAAGACAGAUUUGUCCAUGAACGGUACGUUGGUUUUUAUACCAAAGCGAGUAAAGUUGAAGUUUAUGCCUCUCCGCCCAUGCAACCAAAUCUUGACCCGCAAAGUCAUGAGCUCACAGAAUCUGAACGACUGAUAGCAAAUUUUUUUGCUGAGCCUUCGAAUAUUGACAAGUUACUUAAAUUUAAUAGUAUUGAAGAGAGAAAGGGCAAAGAUAAAUUUAAUUUAACUCGCGCUCUAUUGUACAAAGGUAUAUUUAGUAAUUACGGUAUUCGUCAUAUGGAUUUAUUUAUUCCACAUUUAAAAUCGCUGGUUGAGCAGAAACAAGAGAGCAGCCAACGUUGCGCUGCUGAAAUAAUUGCCGGUAUGAUACGUGGAUCCAAACACUGGCCGUUCGACAUGAUUGUUAAAUUUUGGGAGCAACUUACGCCAAUAAUUAAAACAGCAUUGGACAAUGUCACUACUGAGACUAUUCAUGACUGGGAAUUUUGUUUUGCCGCGUCAUUGUCACAGCGUGAUCCAAAUAAACAUCACUGGAUACUCGAGUGCUUGAUGGAAGAGCCUAAAUUUGAAAGUUCAUCGUCUUUCAAUGAAUGCCAGCGCUUGUAUAUCUUGCAGUCAGCUUUAAAACAGCAGUCGUGGCGGGUUGUUGAGUUAAUGGAGCGGCUUUUAGUUAGAGUAGAAAAAAAACUACUGGCAAAUCCUUUCCAAAAUGUAAGAAAUACACUUGGCUCAUUGUUAAUGAUGAUAUUCAUGGCUGAUUACAAUGCCGGUACAUUCCAAGCAAAUCGUCCAACUCCACGUGCUCAAGAAUUGAUGGAUCGGGUUUUACCGAAAUUACUGGAGUUGGCUGAUGUUUUCGAGACUACUGGAAGCGAACAGACAACACUUAUGCGUGCCAAUGAUAUAAGUAUUUUAAAAAUAAUUUGUAAAUGGCUGAUAAAUUCUUCAUUAGUAAUGUCUAAUGGGAUAAUACCAGGCUGUGCUAAAUUACUACCAAUUUUAUGUCAACUUGAGAACUGUGAUACUGAUGACGAGUUGAGGGCAACAUGUACGCGUUCAUUGGCAUCUAUUGCUCAGGCUUUAACACUUCCUCGGGACAUAGAUGCAAUACUAGAUGCACUACUUGAUAUUUCCAAAGCUUCUUCGUGGUCUUCACGAGCCACUUGUCUCAGUUUUAUUGAAGUAUUUGUAUUUCAUAAUAUGGGAGUUAUUGUAAGUAAUCAAAGUUGGGUUGAACGGAUUCAAGAAAUUGUUUUGCGGCUUCUUGCUGAUGAAAGAUUAGAAGUCAGAGAGAAAGCUGGUCAAGUUUUGUGUGGAUUGCUUCAUUGUGCUUUUCUGGACGAACAGGAGGCUCUACUGAAUGAAUUCAAAGUUAAAUCAAAAAUAAAAAUUAAAAAUCCAAAUGAUCUUCGGAUAAGGCAUGCUGGUGUACUUGGUUUAUGCGCAUUUAUACGGGCUCAUCCGUAUGACGUACCGAAAUAUGUGCCUUCUAUUUUCGAAUAUCUCAAUAUGCGUCUCAAUGAUCCUCAACCUGUUCCAUCAACGAUAAGAAAAACUCUGGGUGAUUUUAAGCGAACACAUUACGACGGCUGGGCAUCGCAUGCACAAUCUUUCACCGAAGAACAAUUGUGUAUACUCCAAGAUCUUAUUGUUCCCCCAUCAUAUUAUGCGUAAAGAAAUAAAUAUUUUAUACAUAUCUAUAGAUUUAUUGUCAAAGUCUUUUUCAUAAAUUAAAAAGACCAAAUUAUAUUAUUGAUAAAUGCCGAUAAUAAAAACAAAAUAAACAAUAAAUAUAAAGAUACAUAAGUUAUAUGACAUAUACAUACAUACAUAUAUAUAUUUAAAGAAAAUCAAUUUAAUUGUGAAUGUAUGAUGGGUGUAUCCAUGAGUAUGUGGUUCCUGUAUAUUAUGUAGGUGUAAUAUAUACAUAUAUAAGCGUACACCGC